UAUAUCAAUUACACGAGUCACAGCAGACAUCUCGCUUGCCAAACGCUCAGUAUUAAACAACCCCAGUAAGCAUGCGAUAAUAGAGCGAUCUAACACAAGAUCAAGCUUAGAUGUUUUGGCUGAAGUUCAAAGUGAAAUUGAACGGAUUUUUGAAUUAGCAAGGACACUGCAGUUGGUAGUGCUUGAUGCUGAUACCAUUAACCACCCAGCUCAACUAAGCAAAACCUCUCUGGCUCCCAUUAUAGUAUACGUAAAGAUUUCUUCUCCUAAGGUUUUACAGAGGUUAAUAAAAUCUAGAGGGAAAUCUCAGGCCAAACACCUUAAUGUUCAGAUGGUGGCAGCUGAUAAACUCGCACAGUGUCCGCCCGAAAUGUUCGAUGUAAUUCUUGAUGAGAACCAGCUUGAAGAUGCUUGUGAGCACCUUGCUGACUAUCUGGAAGCCUACUGGAAGGCCACACAUCCACCUAGCAGCAAUCCUCCUAAUCAGCUUCUCACUCGCACACUUGCAACAGCCACUCUUCCUAUUAGCCCAGGUCCAAAUAUUAAUUUACAGCAGGGAUCUCAAGGAGACCAGAGGAAUGACCAUUCAGUCCCUGAACGCGGCAGUUCACAAAUUGAAGAGGAAGCACGGGUUGAACCCAUCAAGAAAUCCCAGCAUCGCUCUUCCUCAAGCCAACACCACAACCAUCGCAGUGGUGUUAGAGGCCUUUCUAGGCAAGAAACUUUUGACUCAGAAACACAAGACAGCAGAGAUUCGGCUUACGUUGAGCCAAAGGAGGACUACUCACAUGAGCACGGUGACCACUACGAUUCUCACAGAGAUCACAAUCAUAGAGACGAGUCCCACGGGAGCAGUGAUCACAGACAUAGAGAAUCAAGGCAUCGCUCUAAGGAGAGGGACCGCGAGCAGGACCACAACGAAUGCAACAAACAGCGUAGUCGUCAUAAAUCAAGGGACCAAUAUUGUGACAAAGAUGGGGAAGUGAUAUCAAAAAAACGUAACGACGCAGGAGAAUGGAACAGGGAUGUUUACAUCCGUCAGUAACUUUUGCCUCCGGCAGUCUUGUGUUUCUUUGAAGUCUUGUAACAAUGCCCUUUGAAAAUAUCUUUGGGUUCUUCAUUGCAGAACAUAUGGUAUCCUUCUGUAUGCUGAUUUGUAUUGCUGUUGCUUGCAUAGCAAUAGCAUGAAAUAGAAUAUUCAUAUACUUAUUUUUUUGGUUAGUGCUAUAUGAAUUAGCAUAGUACAACUGCAGAGUUCCUGAUGUUGUACUAUGCCAUUUUUCAAGCUGUUUUUUGGUAACUGCCACUUGAACAAUAUCUGUUGCCAUCAAGGUGUUGUUAGUGUUUUUUAAAAAAAGUUACAUUUGAUGUUUAAUAACUUCCCAUGUAUUCAGCAAGCCAGAAUCAGCACAUAAAAAAUCUAAAACUUUUUGUCUGCUCUGAUUUUUAAUUUGUAUGCACUUGAUUUGCAUAUUGAUUUAAAAGCCGCUAUCUGUUGCUUGUACCUCUGGUGGACUCCAUUUAAAGACUGAAUUCAGUCUUGCCUUACACACAGGGGAUCCAUAAAGUCAAAAUCUAUUUUCUAUGUACUAGUACUGUGUACUGUAUAUACAGUUUAUAAAUGUUAUUUCUGCAGACACCUUCUUACUAUAUAAGUUUGAUCACACUGUUUGAGAGUCCUAAUGCCAAGUCAGCAGAUUUGCUUUUGAAUUACUGGCAACUGGAACUAGCCUCAUUUAGGAAAUCUGUAACAGUGUUCAACCUAAAUACUUUUUCUUCUGUAGCAGAAAGCUUAUACUUAUUGUAAAUACGAAUGAGUACUUGAGAUAAAGGGUCUAACUCUUAUACCUUAUGCUGUCCUUGCAAACCCGAUUUUGCAGUUUAAAUUUAUCAUAAAGAUAACGAACUUACCACUACAAAUUGUUCUUCUCUGUACAGGUCACAAAAUUGCAAUGGACACAGCUUAAUUUUUGUUCUGUUGUCAGAAUAAUAGAGCACAUAAGACAGAGGUGUGUAUGUGAGUGGGUGGGUGGUGGAUGGACGUACGUGUGCAUGUGCAUGUUAGGCAGCGAAGUGUGAGAAUCUACUGAAGAAAACAAAGGUUACUCAGAAGCCAAAAAAGUCUGUUUCUUCAUUCUGUCUAUUAAUUUAAAAAUCCAAAUUGUGGUCAGGGAAUAUGAGGGAGUUUACUGACCCAGGUAAUUGAGAAAGCAUAAAUCUGCUGGCUCUUUGUUGAGACUUCAGGAGAGUAAAAACAGGCAAAUGUUACUGUGAGUGUUUCACUGGAAAUGUAAAAUCUUUGUGUUUUAGAGUAUUUGUUUUAGUAAGAAAAGUUUACACAGCUUGUGGAGAGUUAUGUUGUUGGAAAAUAAAUUUUUGUAGCUUCUCCACUUUUUUUACACUUGCCAGUUCCUCUGCAUUCCCACUUUGCAGCCAGCUCACUGCUUUUCCUUCACCUAAACUGUUGUGGCUGCUGGUGAGGGCUUAGAAAAAUGACUGUGACAAAAUACUCUGUUCCGAGCUUGCUGGAAAAAAAUGCAUUGAAAUCAAAGGGAGUGAUCACAGUUUGUUUUGCAUUGAACACCUGUUGCACUGGUAAGUGGGGGGAGAGUCACUGUUAUUUUUUACUACAGGUUCCAUACCCUUGCCUAGUGUAAAAGCUGUUCUGCAUCACAUGUAGUCUUUGUAGUAAUUGUAUGAACGAAAUACUUUUUGUAUUUCACUGUAAAUAGCACAUUAUAUAAAGAUUGUAGUGGGAGAAUAAUUAAUUUAGCUGGAAUUUAUUUUUAUUUAUUAUUUUAAUUCUGGGAAUAUCAGCAUUGCCAGAUUUUUAAUAUCAUUUUAGUGAAAUGGAUAACAUGAUAUGUGGCAGGUGCACGUUUUCUCCAAGCUCCUAUUCCAGCAUCCAAGCAAUUCAGUUUAACUCCCUUAAACAUACUUUGUCCUCCCUCUCCCACCCCUGUCCCUGAUGCUUUAUGUGCAUUUUUUACAACAAUGUAAGAGGGUGAAAUUCU
Molecule: messenger RNA, 3014 nt
Organism: Antrostomus carolinensis (chuck-will's-widow)
Lineage: Eukaryota; Metazoa; Chordata; Aves; Caprimulgiformes; Caprimulgidae
Gene: CACNB2
Product: calcium voltage-gated channel auxiliary subunit beta 2
Exons: 6
Biological process (GO): calcium ion transmembrane transport
Cellular component (GO): voltage-gated calcium channel complex
Molecular function (GO): voltage-gated calcium channel activity
Source: RefSeq, a predicted model, not a curated record